Messenger RNA from Cyanistes caeruleus (blue tit), 1423 nucleotides. RefSeq names its product armadillo repeat containing 7 (gene ARMC7). The record is from RefSeq and is a predicted model, not a curated record. Gene Ontology annotation, molecular function: protein binding. Lineage: Eukaryota; Metazoa; Chordata; Aves; Passeriformes; Paridae.
CGGUGCCGCCCUUUCCCGCCCACAAAAUGGCGGCGGGCGGGCUUUUCCCGCUGCACAGGGCGGGCCGGUUCCUCCCGUUGCUCGGUACAGCCGAGCUCUGAGCUGACACAGCCCAGGGGAACGGGCAGGCCGGUGUGGUGGCCCGCAAUGGAACUGGGCCGGCUGGAGUACCUGCAGGCGCUCGUCACCGAGUUCCAGGUGACGGACAGCACAGAGGCCAAGGAACAGGUGCUGGCGAACCUGGCCAACUUCGCCUACGAUCCCAGUAACUACGAGUAUCUCCGGCAGCUGCAGGUGCUGGACCUGUUCCUCGAUAUGCUCACCGAGGACAACGAGAGCCUCGUGGAGUUUGCCAUGGGUGGUCUUUGCAACCUGUGCUUGGAUAAAACAAACAAAGAGUACAUCCUAGAGGCCAAUGGGGUGGAGCCCAUCAUCAACUGCCUGUCCAGUUCCAACGAGGAGACGGUGGUGUCGGCCGUCACCACACUGAUGUUCCUGACGACGCCGCAGUCACGCGCGCAGACCACGGCGCUGCCCGUGGUGGAGUGCAUGCUCCGCUUCUCCCUCUCAGCCAACACACGUCUCAGUAACCUGGCAUCCAUUUUCCUGCAGGAUUACUGCAGCCCUCUGCAGGUGGAGGAGGCCAGGAACCUCAGCAAGCACACAGCAGUGGGGAUUCCUCUGCCCAAGGACUGAGCAGGGUUGCAAAGAUGGGAACCUCCUGCUGCUCUCGCUUUCUGCUCAGCAGGUCAAGAGCAGCAUUAAAGAGGGAAGUUGGUCCCACCAGUGCUGCUAUUUAGUUAACAAACAGGAUGGAACAGCACUAACAUGGCAGCUGGGCCAAGCACACAGCUAAGCCUGCAAGCAAAUAUUUAAAAUAAAGCAGGUCAUGGCUGCACGUUGGAAUGCAUUUUGCCAAGUGCAGCUCAGUGCCCAGCUUGCACAAAUAACCCUUCCCAGCAAAGAGGUGUGUUCUGCUCAGGUUAUUGGGCAGAAUUAUGUCCACUCAGGUUCCUGGCUAGUUGUGCUGUACCUCUCCCAUUCAGUGUCCAUGACAAGUGAUGCUAAGGGUCAAGUCACUGAAAUAGCACAAAAAUUUAUUCCUCCUGUAGAGAAAGGAAUUUCCCUGCUCUAGCAGUUCACAAUCUCUCCAUCCUUGUGGCACUAGUUAUGCCAUCAUAACUGUUAUAUUUUAGCUAUGGCAUCAUAACAUGCCCUAAUCAUGGCACGUCUAGAGAAUCUCUGCGUAGGGCAGGCUGUAAGCUACUGUAUAAAUGAAGAAGUGGUAAGUUUGUCUUUCAUUACCACAGGUGAGAAAGGUGAAGUAAAAAAAAAAAAAAAAGGAGGGGGGGAGCUCAUGGCAGUCUGGCUCAUGAGAACAGCUGUCUUGUAAAAGCUUCUGUUAAUAAAACAUUAACUUAAA